AUGUCCGACCAAGUACGAUUCUACCUAGAACAGAGCAUUCCUGAGCUCGAAGACCUUGAACAGCGAGGACUCUUCACCAAAAAAGAGAUUGCUCAGCUUGUGCGUAAGCGAACCGAUUUCGAGCACAGAAUCACCGGAAGACAGUCUCGGCCUCGAGAUUUUUUGCGGUAUGCCCACUUUGAAAUAAAUCUGGAGGCUCUUCGGAUGAAGCGGAUUGCUAGACUCGGAAACAAUCCUGCUGCCAAGCUCAAGAAAAACAGAAACAGAAACAUGCCUACCCCUACAAACAUCUCCGACUAUGCCGGCCGAAGGCGAAUCAAUUUCGUGUUCGACCGAGGAACCAAGAAAUUCGCAGGCGAUGCUGACCUGUGGAAGCAGCACAUCGCUUUCCUGAAGCAUUACAAAAUGAUGGCGAAGCUGUCGACUGUCCAUACUAACAUGCUCAAGCUCUUCCCCAACCGGGCUGACAUCUGGAUCAUGGUAGCCAAGCAUGAGUUUGAUGAGAACUCUGCAGCACAGACAGCACGAUCUGUCUUCCAGAGAGGUCUGAGAUUCAACCCCGAGAGCAAAAAGCUUUGGCUAGAAUACACCAAGCUGGAGCUGUUGUAUGUGUCUAAGAUCCUGACUCGACGAAAGCUCCUUGGAAUCCUUGCUGAUAGAGACAAGCAGCGAGAGGCUGAGGAAGUAAAGGAAGUUGACGAUGAAAACGUCAUUGCCCUUCCUGAGCUUGAUGGUGACGAUGACAUCAAGGCUGAACUCAAGACUCUUCCUGAGGCUGAUAUUGACAUGCUCGGUAACCCCUCCACCAACCCUGCCCUUCGAGGUGAUGUUGCUCUUGCAAUCUUCGACUCUGCUCUCGAGACUAUCCCUAGGUACUCUUCAGAGAUCAACACUGGUCUCAAGAAUGACGAUGGAUCUUUUACAGUCGCUCUUGCACCUCAUUUUGCAUUCCUGCUGUCUUUCUCACGACAGUUCCUCGAGCUCUUUGACGAGUUUGAGGAUAUGGACCGAGAGUACCUUUGUGCACAUGUCAUCCAGGCUGUCAUGCAACAAAUCAACAACGACAUUGGGUCCGCAUCCCUGAAGCUCACCGAGAGUGCUAUCGCAGAUAUUGCUCGGUUGGUGGUGGAUGACAUCACCCUCUCAGUGCGGUACUUGUCCCCUCUUGAUGCUUCCUUCCCUGAGGCCUUCAAGCUGGCUCUGAACAAGUACAAUGUCGCCAUGUCUAAGACCUGGAAGAAAAAGGGAUCGGAGAGACAACAGCAAGUCCGUAAGCAAAUUGCGUCACAGUUCAAGGAGAAGCUGGCGGACUACCUUACAGCUGGCAAGUCUGUUGAUAGAGAGAUCGACGAGAACCUCAAGCGAGCGCUUAAGGCCGUCAUCAAGAAGACCGAGGACGAUAUGUAA
Molecule: messenger RNA, 1407 nt
Organism: Yarrowia lipolytica CLIB122
Lineage: Eukaryota; Fungi; Ascomycota; Dipodascomycetes; Dipodascales
Biological process (GO): maturation of SSU-rRNA from tricistronic rRNA transcript (SSU-rRNA, 5.8S rRNA, LSU-rRNA)
Cellular component (GO): small-subunit processome; Pwp2p-containing subcomplex of 90S preribosome
Molecular function (GO): snoRNA binding; protein binding
Source: RefSeq, a predicted model, not a curated record